UUCUCUCACUCACACACUCUAGUCUCGACGGCACCCCAUAGACACAGAGGCAGAGCUGGAAGCUCAUCUCGGUUCACCGCCACCACAUGCUCGCCGCCUUCGCCGCACCUCUUUCCGGAUCCUCCUCGUCGUGUGCUCGCGUCUGGCCUCUCUCCUCCGUCUGAAUUCGGCUGCUCGUGCCUCUCUCGCCUCCGCGUCUGCUCGAGCGGUGCUUCCUGCUCGUGUCGUCGCCGCGCCUCCCUCGCCUCUCCCUCUCCUCACGUCUCUGCUCGAUCUUUGUCGUCCCUCGCGUGCUCGUCGCCGGCGGUCUUGCUCCCCAUCCCUCAUAUGCUGCUGGUUCUCCGCGUUGUAAACAUAAGGAGAAGGACUGCCGCAGUGCCGCCAGCUUAUCCGCGUCACAUUUUCGCUCAUUCUCCUUCAUACUCUGCUCGUUGGAAGAUCACCGAAGAGAAUCAUGAAAUUGCCUGUGUCGAGGUGUUAACUAGAGGAUCUUGGCUUUCUUAAUUUACAAAUAGCAAAUGGGUACAUCUGCUGCGAACAAGGAAAACUUCAAAGGCAGUAGAAUUGAGCCCUGGAAGCAGAAAGAACUGUAUUUUUUGGUGACUUAUGCUUUUGUUUUCUAUGUCAUCAUCAUUCGCCGUUCCCUUCAACUCUCUCAUGAUUAUGGCAAGCAAUUAUUUGGUUUACGCCCAGGAUGGCUCAUACCUAGGCAACUCAAUGAUGUCACAGAUGCUCAAUGGAGGAAUUUGCGAGGAAAUAUACCUGUUCUUACUGUUGUCUUUGGCAUUUUUACUCUGCUUGCCAACUUGAUGAGGGCUUUUUUCAAUUUAAAAGUGGGGGGAAUGUCCAUUAUCUGGCUUUUAUUUUCUUUGACCUAUCUAUCAUAUCUACAUGGAGCUUGCAUCAUAUUUGUCCUAUCAAUAGCAACUGUUAAUUUUCUUCUCGUGAAGAUAUUUGCACAGAAGAAGUACUUUCCACUUGUAAUUUGGAGUUACAACUCUUUUUUUCUUGUCUGUAAUCGCAUUUAUGAAGGAUAUUCAUUCUCAAUUUUUGGGCAACAGUGGGCAUUUUUGGACAAUUUCCGAGGGACUUUUAGGUGGCACAUAUGCUUCAACUUUGUUGUUUUACGCAUGAUUAGCUUUGGCUUUGAUUAUCAUUGGAGAGAUCAAGAUUCUCAUUUUGAUAUGGAGAAGCAUUGCAAACGUUGUCAUAUUUGUAAAUCAGGAAAAUCUUGCUAUCAAGCUUUACAGGAGAGCAGACCACAGAAUGACAAGUUUGCAUAUACCACAUACCUUUGUUACUUGCUGUAUGCUCCUCUUUACAUUGCUGGUCCAAUAUUGAGCUUCAAAGCUUUUGCCUCACAGCUAGAAGUUACUCAAAAUACUCAUUCAGUUAAGAAUGUGGCACUCUAUGGUUUCCGUUGGCUAUUUAGUCUUCUCCUCAUGGAAUUGAUGACACAUUUGUUCUAUUAUAAUUCAUUUGCUAAUAGUGGUUUGUGGAAGCACAUGUCUCCCAUGGAUAUCUUCAUCAUUGGAUAUGGGGUCUUAAACUUCAUGUGGCUAAAAUUUUUAUUGAUCUGGCGCUUUUUCCGUUUCUGGUCAUUGAUAAAUGGAAUUGAGGCUCCAGAGAAUAUGCCAAAAUGUAUUAAUAAUUGCCACAGCUUGGAAGACUUCUGGAAAAAUUGGCAUGCUUCCUUUAACAAGUGGCUUGUGAGGUACAUAUACAUUCCUCUUGGGGGAUCUCAGAAAAAGCUACUGAAUGUAUGGGUUGUGUUCACAUUUGUUGCCAUCUGGCAUGAUUUAGAGUGGAAGCUUCUUUCAUGGGCAUGGUUAACAUGUUUAUUCUUUAUCCCUGAGUUGGCUUUAAAAUCAGCAGCAAAUGCAUUUCAGGCUGAGAGUUCUUUUGGGGAAUUCAUAUUUCGUGAAAUCAAUGCUGUUGCUGGUGCAAUCACAAUUACUUCCCUCAUGGUGGCAAAUCUGGUUGGUUUUGUUAUUGGACCCAAAGGCAUUAAUUGGCUUCUUGAUUCUUUCCUUAGCAAGGAAGGGCUGCCUGUUCUCGGUGCAAUGUUUAUCACAUUUUACGUGGGAACAAAGCUUAUGUUCCACAUAGAGGAGGCCAGAAAAAGGUCACGUUGAAAUGAGACAAUUUACCUGAUCAUAAUACUUGAUGCCAAUGACCAAAUUCAUGUUUAUUGCCACAAGUUUCAAUCCUGAAACCAGACAGCAUGGUGAGUGGUGGUUCUUGACCAAACAAAUUCCCCAAUGCAUUGUGCAUCGAAUUCGGAUCCAGUGCCUUCGAAUUUUGUACACUAAAUGGAAAAAUCACAGUUGACUCGGGACACGGGAAUUAGAACUUGAUCACAUCUCACUUCUGCUUUGAUCCUUUGUUUGGUUUGUUUUAGCUCCUUGGACUAUGUUUUUUGCAAGUUGUCAUUAGUAAUUACCGUGAGCAGGUGCAAUAUUUUUGCGAAACAUUUCGAACCCCAUUUUUAGCUUUUAUUUUUCCAUAGUCCAUACGCAGUUAUGACUUUUGAUAGAUGCGCAUCACGGUUUACAACUUUACAUACACGUUUAUUU
This is a messenger RNA of Arachis stenosperma, 2576 nucleotides long. Its product is annotated as membrane-bound O-acyltransferase gup1-like. Gene Ontology annotation, cellular component: endoplasmic reticulum. The transcript has 20 exons. NCBI's taxonomy places the organism in Eukaryota, Viridiplantae, Streptophyta, Magnoliopsida, Fabales, Fabaceae. Gene Ontology annotation, molecular function: acyltransferase activity. The record is from RefSeq and is a predicted model, not a curated record. The coding region runs from base 519 to 2135 and encodes 538 amino acids.